UCUUCCGCACCAGACACUCCUUACUCGCCGUCGAAAACAACAUGCGGCCCUCUGCAGUUCGAAUGGGCGAGAUGCCCGGCCCUCUGGCCUACUCCCCGUGGUGGGGUACCCCGAUCAAGAAGCAGAAGGGCAUCGGGGCGUACACCAUCUCGCCGUACCAGUCGAAGGCGGCACCCAACAUGAUCCGCACCUACAUCUUCAACGCGUACCGCCGUCUUUCCGGAGAGGCCUUCUUCUUCGUCAUUCCCUUCGCUAUUGGCUACGGCACCUACGCCUGGGCGAAGAAGUACGACGCCUGGCAGAACAGCAAGGCCGGCCACAUCGCGCUCGGCGGCUCGCACUAGACGUGUAGCUUGUUAUGACAGCGGUAUAGAGCAAUGCAUGUGCCUCAACCUUUCGGACGUCCCUCCUACGCGUGCCAUACGCAAGUCACUCCCUGGCGCGGACAUAAAAACGGCUGUGAGCAAGCCCUUGGCCUGGGGCCCUUCUCCCAUACUUUUGCUUUCUACGCUGCGAUGCUGCUGCUUCGGGAUAAGUCGUCUAGUUUCUGAUCACGCCUUGGGUCGUUGGAGCUUGAAAGCGGUUAGGGCCAUUUCGCAGUCGUGUGGCCGUUUUGCGCAAGUUUUGUUCCCAUCUUCUCUGACCUGAGCAAAACUCCGCUUUAUUGGGUAGACCUCCUACUAGUGUACGUCCUACACCAGUAAGAAUAUGAAGAAUACGCCGUU
Messenger RNA from Schizophyllum commune H4-8, 725 nucleotides. RefSeq lists its product as uncharacterized. The transcript has 5 exons. Lineage: Eukaryota; Fungi; Basidiomycota; Agaricomycetes; Agaricales; Schizophyllaceae. The record is from RefSeq and is a predicted model, not a curated record. Bases 42 to 344 code for a protein of 100 amino acids. Gene Ontology annotation, biological process: mitochondrial electron transport, ubiquinol to cytochrome c.